AUCUCGCAGUGGCUGUCAAAAAUACUGUUGGUUACUUCAUAGGAAUUUUCAUGUAACUGAUUGAAAAUUAUUAAGUAUUUUUUAAUUAAAAAUUACAAAACGACAUGCUAUAUUUACGUAAAACCCAAGAGUUGGCCAUAAAACAUGUAGCAGCACGUUUAUUGGCCGGUGGAAAUCGUAACUAUAGCAAAGAUUAUGCCUCUUCAGACGACGAAAAGGAACAUAAAAAAUCGGCAGCAAAGAAAGAAAAAGCCGGUCAGGAAGCCAGCAGUCCAAAUGAGGAAUCUGCUUCGGCCAAGUUAAAUCGUUUGUUGGCGUCCAUGCAAACGGCUGAUGAUCAAAUAAAUUUUGCCAAACGUUCCGAUGUGGUUACUAAGCCGGGUGAGGCUAAUAAGCGGAAAAAGUUUCAACAAAAACAAGAAGUAGAGUCGAAAGACAUUUUUGCAGCUGCCAAAAAAGUAGCUUCAAUGUUGGGUGAUGAAAAGCAGCAACAACAGCAAACUGAAUCGGAAUUGUUGGCCAGAUUAUUGGGAGGUAAACCGACAACAAGCUCUUCAACAACAGACGAACAAAAAUCAGCAGCGUCGUCCUCUACAGAAAACGAUAUUAGCUUAAGUGAACUUAUUGUGGGCAUGAAAAUCGACCGUCGCCAGCCACAAAAGGAACCCACUUCCACACGAAGUGAUUUUGUUAGGGGCAGCAUGGCAUCGAAAAGCAAACAACAAUAUAAUAAAAACCAACAAAACUACUGGAAGGAUAGAGGUUCGGCACAACGCAAACGUGAAGCUGAAGUUUAUACGGGAAGUGUAAAUCUUUUUGGUGGCGAACCAUUAGGCAUCUUUACAGAUCCCUCAACCUUGAAGGUUUCUACAGAUUUGUUGCCUACUUGGUCAUAUCUACAACAGCAAGCUCUUAAGGUCCAGGUUUCCCAUCCACCUUCGAAUUAUUUCGACAAACUAGCCAACUGGACGGAACAGGGUAAAAUCUGGCGUUUUCCCAUAGACAACGAGCAAGAUUGGUUGGACGAAAAGGAUGUUGAUUUUUCGGAGCAUAUAUUUUUGGAACAACAUUUGGAAGGUUGGUGUCCCAACCGUGGCCCUGUACGACACUUUAUGGAGUUAGUAUGCGUGGGUUUAUCCAAGAAUCCCUAUAUUACUGCUAAGGAGAAAAAAGAUCACAUUAUGUGGUAUAGAGAAUAUUUCGAAUCCAAAAAGGAUAUUUUAAGGGAAUUAAUGGAUAAAGAUCCUAAAGUUGCGAAAAAUGUUGCUGGUCAGCAACAAAAACAAGUUGAAGCUUAGUGCAAAAUAAGAGAAGCAUUUCCAGUAAAAUGUUAAUAAUUGUUAAAAGUUGGAUAAUAAACUAAUUGAUAAAAAUAGUUGAAAAAUUAAAAA
Calliphora vicina (urban bluebottle blowfly) is the source of this 1391-nucleotide messenger RNA. It is a transcript of the gene mRpS31, whose product is annotated as mitochondrial ribosomal protein S31. NCBI's taxonomy places the organism in Eukaryota, Metazoa, Arthropoda, Insecta, Diptera, Calliphoridae. Gene Ontology annotation, molecular function: structural constituent of ribosome. Gene Ontology annotation, cellular component: mitochondrial small ribosomal subunit. The transcript is spliced from 2 exons. The coding region runs from base 105 to 1298 and encodes 397 amino acids. The record is from RefSeq and is a predicted model, not a curated record.